AUAGCACAAUGCUAGAUGAUGUUACGAAAAAUGAGAUUUUUUCAUACAUUGAGAAUUUGGCGGAAGAAAUGAAAAUUUCCAAAUAUGAAAUCAAGUUUUCGGUAGUGCCGCAUCACUUCGUAUACGGAGGUGGAGGAAUACUAGUGUCGGUCCAUAUAACUGGAACAGAUUACGAUGACAGACAACUUCAUAUGGAUUUGAGUAUAAAAAUGAGUGAAAAAACUUCCGAUGAUGAUUACGUUAGAACUGCAUUCAAAAGAGAAAUAUUUUUUCACGAGUUCAUAGUACCGUACUUGGUGAAAUUUUUGCAAAAAAAAUCACCGCCUGAUUCUUUUAAACUUUGUAUACCAUAUUGCUGUAGAACGUUCACUACUGAAGAUCGGGAAGUUUUGAUUUUUAAUACGCUGCAGGAUCUAGGAUACAAACAGACUGUUGGACAAUUGGCUAUCGAUCAAAAUAUCAUAACUUCAGUUUUGAAGGCGCUAGCUACAUUCCACGCUGUUACAUAUUCGGCCCAAUUCGAAGAAUCCGGUGAAUUUUUGAGCAUUAUAAAUAAAUGGAAGCCCGAUAUCAAAGAUGUAUUCUUGCUGUCAAAUAUAGAAAAUAAUUUAAAAACUGGUUUGAAAAUGACAUUAGAUAUGUUGAUGGAAGAAAACAGGUAUGAUAUACGAGAUAAACUUUUAAAAGACAUCCAAAAAGGUACUUUAUCUAUCAUCGAAGACAUUCUCUCCAACGUACCUACCGAAACGGUAAUUACUCACGGAGAUGUCUGGUUACGUAAUGUUUUUGUUUUAUUCGAGAAAAACAAUCCGACAAUUGCUAAAGACGUGAAAAUUAUUUACUGGCAUUUGACAACUCUUCAUUCCCCCGUGUUAGAUCUGGGGUAUUUCUUGUACUUGAGUUCCUCCGAGAAUAUAAAUACAAAUUACGAAAAAUAUGUGGAGUAUUAUUAUAGAGAAUUCGCUGAAGUAUUAGUAAGACUUGGUACAGAUCCCGCUAAAUUCCCUUUUUUAACUUUACUGCACCAUUUGGAAAAUUAUUCUUUAAUGCCUUUAGUGGUUGCUCUCGGAGGGAUACCUUUAAUAAUUCUCUACGAUGAAAUGAAAGUUGAUGUUGAAGAAUACGAAACGAUGCAGUAUGCAAACCUUCAAGGAAAUGUUAAGAAUCUUAUAAAGAAGAAGUUACUCGGAAUCCUGGAGCUACAUUAUAAAUAUUAUGGAAAAUAAUACAGCAAUUUUUUCAAUAACUG
Molecule: messenger RNA, 1249 nt
Organism: Diorhabda carinulata
Lineage: Eukaryota; Metazoa; Arthropoda; Insecta; Coleoptera; Chrysomelidae
Exons: 2
Coding region: 9-1226 (405 amino acids)
Source: RefSeq, a predicted model, not a curated record